Molecule: messenger RNA, 2336 nt
Organism: Gavialis gangeticus (Gharial)
Lineage: Eukaryota; Metazoa; Chordata; Crocodylia; Gavialidae
Gene: IST1
Product: IST1, ESCRT-III associated factor
Exons: 10
Coding region: 611-1696 (361 amino acids)
Biological process (GO): protein transport
Source: RefSeq, a predicted model, not a curated record
GGGCAAGUUCAGACUCCUGCACCUGUGCCUGUGUGUAGAGGAGCUUCUACAGUUCAGAUUCAAAUUUCUGUAUUCCCACCCAUUUCUCUUCAGAUAAUGGUCUCUUGGCUGUCUGCAGUAGGGAGCAGGGCAGCUGUGUCUCUUCUCACCUGGGGUCAUCUUAGCACUGCUUAUCACAGGCCUCAGCUCCCCAGUUCACCGAACUGUCCCCCCCUUUUCUUACAUGCUAGUCAAUCACUGCGGUUCGGACUGAACGGCUUCUGCGAUUUGGUUUCGCUGUUUGGAGGAAGGUAGUGACGGAGCCAGCAAGGAGGGGUUAGAGUAUUCAGGACUCCCUAGCAAUUGGUUCACAUACCAUCAUUUAAAAAAAAAAAAAUGAAGGAUUGCGUGCAAAAUUUCCCUUGUAGACAUUUAUAUUAGGUGUGCUAGGCUUAAUUAUUUCCAGACUCUAUGGCAAAAGCAAAUAAUACUUCUUCGAAUAUGGCAGGGCUUUGCACAGUAAAAGGUGGAGGAACCGUGGUGAAGUAGCGGCUGUUGCUGACAUCUGUCCUGUCACUAAGAUUACAAGAGACACAUGACAUGAGCCACAUUUCAGUAGGGGACGUGCACCAUGCUGGGCUCUGGGUUCAAGGCUGAGCGCCUGCGGGUCAACCUGCGCCUCGUCAUCAAUCGCCUCAAGUUGCUGGAGAAGAAGAAAACGGAGCUGGCCCAGAAGGCACGGAAGGAGAUUGCAGAUUAUUUGGCUGCUGGUAAGGAUGAGCGUGCGCGGAUCCGGGUGGAGCACAUCAUCCGGGAGGACUACCUGGUGGAAGCCAUGGAAAUCCUGGAGCUGUACUGCGACCUGCUUCUGGCUCGCUUUGGUCUGAUCCAGUCCAUGAAGGAGCUGGACUCUGGCCUGGCAGAAGCUGUCUCUACACUGAUCUGGGCUGCCCCACGGCUGCAGUCUGAAGUAACUGAGCUGAAAAUCGUUGCGGACCAGCUGUGCGCAAAGUACAGCAAGGAGUACGGCAAGUUGUGCCGCACCAACCAGAUCGGGACCGUCAAUGACAGGCUGAUGCACAAGUUGAGUGUGGAGUCUCCCCCCAAGAUCCUGGUGGAACGGUACCUGAUCGAGAUUGCCAAGAAUUACAACGUGCCCUAUGAGCCCGACUCCGUGGUAAUGGCCGAGGCCCCUGCCGGCAUUGAGGCGGACCUGAUUGGGUUUUCGGACGACGUGAAGAAAGGCGGCCGUGGAGGAGGGGGCGGUGGGUUCACUGCCCCGAUGAUGGGUGCCGAUGGAGUGGUGCCCAUGCCUAUGCCCAUGCCCAUGCCAUCACCACCCCCCCCCUUCUCCUACCCCGUGCCCAAGGGACCGGAGAACUUCAACCACCUGCCUGUGGGGACCUACCAGCCUUUCACCAACAUUCACCCACCUCCAAUACCACCUGUGCCCCCGACCUACGAGUCUAUUGACAACAUUGGCCCUGACAAGGACGUGCCUUCUGCUCAGGUGGCUGGUCCCGGGCCGAAGCCAGAGACCUCUGUGAAACCUGUGGCUAGAGCACCAGACCCGUAUGACAACUUUGUGCUGCCCGAACUACCGUCCGUGCCAGACACACUGCCUGCAGCAUCUGCAGGCACCAGCAGCGCUGCCUCUGAAGACAUUGACUUUGACGACCUCUCUCGGAGGUUUGAGGAGCUGAAGAAGAAGACAUGAGGCCAAGGGGACUGGGCUGGGCUCCAGUCCAGGGCAGGAGCUCAGAGUGGGCUGCUUCACUCCAAAUGGUCUCCCCUAGCACCCGGGUCCUGUAUUAACUGAAAACAAAUGCUCUGUCCUCUCAGCUCUUCUGCUGUGCUUGUACCAAAUGCUGCUGCUUCCCAGGCCCUUGCUCCAGCAGGCGUGGGCCGGAGCCCCUGGGAGGGGGAGCAAGGAGUGGCUCCGCUGCUGCCUGCAGGGGCUGAGGUGAUGUUCCCUGUUCUUUCCCCAUGGGCUCUGCAGCCUUCCCCCAGGGCAAGGCGACUGGGCUUCCCUGUUCCCGGCCUCUCAGGGAGCUCUCUGUGGCUUUGGCUGCUCCACAGGGGGAGGUCUGUUCUGCUCCCAGGAGGCAGCACUGGCCGGCCCUUGGGCCUGCACUGGCAGGGCACCAGCAGGCGUGUGCUGGGCGUUGCACUCCAGCCCUGUGCUGAGCAGGGUACAGGGCUGGCUGUGCCCUGUGCCCCCCACACCCUCUCAGCCCUGCGGUGCCCAUGGUGUAAUGUACUUGUACAUAAUAUUUUCACUCUGCUUUUCUGUAAUGGGUUUCAAUGGGGUUUGUAUGGGGUAGGUUCCUUCCUAAUAAAGGCUCAGGCCAGAGCAG